AGUGGGUGGUGCAGGUAAAUCAGGGAUAGUAUCUGAGCUUUUAUCAAGUGAAUUAUAUGUCAAAUCAAAAAAACAAAAAUCAGGUUCUAAUUGGUGGAAUGGAUAUAACAAAUAUAAGAUAGUUCUUUUUGAUGAGUGGUAUACAUGUAUUGAUUGGAAUGAUAUUGUUAAAUAUCUCAACAAUACUCCAGAAGAUGUUGAGCAAAAACACAAAGGAUUUAUUCUGUUUCUAGCUAAAUAUGUAUUUAUGACAUCUUAUAAGCCUCCGGAGAAAGCUUUUAAUUUUCACCAUAAUCAUAUUAAUGAUGAAUCAUUUACUCAACGAGAUUGGGAUCAGUUUUAUCAUUAUCUUGAUUUUAUAAUUGAGUUUACAGGGAAGUGGAAUGAUGAUAUAGACCAAUGCACUACCAAGCUCAUAUUUCACAAGGAUUCGAAGGGAGAUUUUCACAACAUGAAUUGGGAUGUUAAAUAUUGUAAGGGUAAAUUUACUGUUGAUAAGCUAAAAACUAUAGUUCAAGGUUUAAAUCAAGAGCAAGAUGGUGAG
This is a messenger RNA of Dentiscutata heterogama, 544 nucleotides long. The record is from the annotation of a GenBank genome assembly. NCBI's taxonomy places the organism in Eukaryota, Fungi, Glomeromycota, Glomeromycetes, Diversisporales, Gigasporaceae.